AUGGCCGGCAGCGCGAGCUCCGGCGAUGAGCGGGGUGCGUGGGAGGCGGCCAGCACCGUGUUCCGCAUCGCCAAGGUGUGCCUGUCGCUGGCGUCGGCCGUCAUGACGGCCACCUCCAAGCAGUGCGCGUUCCGGCCGGGCGACGGCGGUGGCCUCGCCGCCGGCGCGGUCUCGUACAGCGACUUCGGCUCAUUCCAGUACGCGGCGGUGGCGAACCUGCUGUCGGCGGCGCUCCAGGGCGCGGCGAUCUUCCUGGAGGUGGUCGGGAGGGGGCGGUGGGCCAAGACCGUGGAGCACGUCGACAAGCUCGCGCUGGCGCUCACGUCGACGGCCGCGCCGCUGCUGCUCGCCCAAAGGACUCCGGUGGCGAUCCGCACACCGCGAUAA
Messenger RNA from Panicum virgatum (switchgrass), 387 nucleotides. Its product is annotated as CASP-like protein 1U3. Lineage: Eukaryota; Viridiplantae; Streptophyta; Magnoliopsida; Poales; Poaceae. The transcript has 3 exons. The record is from RefSeq and is a predicted model, not a curated record. Bases 1 to 387 code for a protein of 128 amino acids.